Messenger RNA from Saccostrea cuccullata (small rock oyster), 2722 nucleotides. RefSeq lists its product as uncharacterized. The record is from RefSeq and is a predicted model, not a curated record. The transcript is spliced from 3 exons. Bases 343 to 1212 code for a protein of 289 amino acids. Lineage: Eukaryota; Metazoa; Mollusca; Bivalvia; Ostreida; Ostreidae.
UUGUUUUGAGUUCUGAUAUUGUCUUUAAAAUUGCUGUCCGCGAACUCAGACCUUCGUAUCGCUUACUACAAAGACAAUUUUAGAUAUCCUUUUUUAAAGUGUCACUCCUGCCAGAAUUUAUUUUUUCAAUUUUGCCCAUUCCAGCGCCUCUAAGCCUGAAUGUUACAAGACAAAGCGCAUUAAUUUGUAAAUGAAUCAUUCUCAAUUAAUCGAUCCAACGAUUACUAUCCUCAAUGACAUAAUAUUCUACACAAUGCCGAUAAAACUUCACGGGAGCAACUGGAACACGUUCAGAUUCCAAGAUAUGUAAACCGCAGCCGGUACUAUUCUAAAGAAGGCGAAAUGGAUUUUAAGGGAAAAGUCUCAGUGACAGGAAUAUGGAUAUUUUUAUUAUAUACGACCACUGUGUGUGUUACUCGCGCCUUUAGAUUUCCCCAAAACUCCAGUCCCUUGAAACGAAAUUGCAGUUUAUCAUCACCAUGUAAACGGGUGUUUGAGCUAACCUUUGCGGAGAAAGUUCGCAUUGACAUGCUAAAGAAACAUAUCAUGAACGAGUUAAACAUUCAAGAUAACUCGGUGAAGGGUUCAAAUAGAGGAACAGUGAAGAAAACGAAGGAUCAGGAUGUUCCGCCAAAACCGGAACCUGAGAGUUUCCUGCAGGAAAUGGCGGAAAUUGUCAGUUUCUCCGAAAAACCAGAGAACAUCUCAGAGCGAAAUGUUCUGUCGUUCACCAUUGACGUCAGUACCAAACCGAGACAAAUAGAAGCAGUGAGUGCACAUUUAUGGAUUCUUAUGAGAAAACGGAAACGAGGCAGGUCAAAGGGCAGAAAGGUCAUACUACGAGUUAUGAAGGUACCCAAUCAGAAGGAAGAGAAAUUUCAUUACCUUACGGCUUUAAGAACUAGGGUGAAAAAAUCAAGAUGGCAGAAAAUUAGCCUACCGGUGACACUUAUACAGUCAAUGUUAGAUUCCAAGGACAAGGCACUGAAUCUCAGGAUAUCUUGUAAAUUCUGUGGUAGAAUGGUGCGCCCAGUAUUAUUUCGACGGGAAAAUAAAAACCUGACAAUGAAAAACGGAAAGACCCGGAGAGGGAAAAAACGGCGAAGACGUCGGAGACGCAUGCGUAACAAGAAAACCAACAAUGAGAAUAAUAGAAUUCAACCAUUUCUCGUUAUAAGUACUAGAUACCGUCAUACAUUUAAAAAAUCAUGAAAUCGUCAGAUUACUUUUGAGAGAUUUAAGCUUACUACCAGAAUUGUGUUCACAACGUAUAUAUCGUGGCAUGGAUAUUUAUAUCACCGUGAAAAAUCACUUGCUCUUGGGAGUCACGUGAUAAAGAGAGAUGGAAGUCACGUGAUGAACAGAGAAGGAAGUGACGUAAUGAAGAAAGAUGAACUGGCAUUGCAAAAAUUGAGAAAAAAUGACACGAUAUUUAUUUAUUAUUGUCUGCGUUUCGUAAAAAUCGUGAUGCAAGUUAAGAAUGAUGGGUGAAUGUGUAUGUAUAUAAUUAUCAUUUCAACCUUACGAAGCAAUUGUGAAAAAUGCUGCAAUUGCCUCUAACUUUACUGGCAUUAUGUUAGUGUGAAACUUGUAGUAUGAAUUUAGUUUUCCUGUCAAUCAUUAAGAAAUUUCUACUUAGCUUCACAUAGCAUUACUUUUAAUAAGAUGUAAACUAGGCAAAACAAAUUUACAAAUGUAUAUAAUUAUUAUAAUAUUUCCAUUUAGAUUGUUACGUUUACCUAUUUUAUAUCAGAAGUUAAGGUACUUGAAUGAAAUGGCUGACACAUGUGGUGUGGCGUCGCAUUUUGUUUCGAAGAAUUGAAUACAUGAAAUAUAUGGAGUAAACGAACAGUUUUCAAGCUCAGUCUAUUAAACAUUACAAAUUAGGAGCAUAGCAAACACAGACCUCUAAAACAUCAGAGGUGGGAUCAGGUGCCAUGGAGGAGUGAGUAUCUCCUGCCAUAUGUAUAGUUUUUAGAGUCUGCACAAUUCAAAACUUAAAAUAAGUUCGCUAUUACUUUAUGCACUGACUAUAUUCUUUUAAAUUAUGUUGUUUUAAUUAAAUGGCUGUAUUUACAAAUUUUUCGGGAAGCAUAAUUGAUACCCACUGUAAGAUUUUUGAUGACAAGAUUCCUUGGACUUUGUAAACUUUAUAUUCAUUCUGCCUUUUAAAAUGGCACCACCAGUCCAUCAGUACAUUAUGUCAUAUUCCUUUAGCAACUGCACAGUUCUGGACAGGUGAUCAAAGGCUUUAAGAAGUUUAAGUAAUCUAUGUACUGUUAUGGAAGGUAAUUGAACUAAUCUUUUACCUGGUUCAUAAUAAUCCAAUAAAGAGAUUACAUGACUGUGUAUUUUUUUUAGUAUGGUUAGAUAAAUGAACUGAAACUUACAUGUAUGUCCUCAAUUCGAGCAGCUGAAUUGUUUAAUAUUGUACUAAUCUUUAAAAAUUUGUAUUAAAUUGUCUGUUAUUUCACAUGAUGAGCUGAAAGCUUUACAGUAAUGUUUAGCAUACACAUGUAAUUUGUCUGAAUUUAUGGGGUUUUUUUUUUUUGUCUUUUUACCAAAAAAUGAUGGGUUUUUAGAAUGACAUUUCCAAAAUACACUGUAUGUAUUUCAGAUUUAAGAAUUGUCGAUAAUCAUUUUAUCACCUUUGUGAUGUAUGCAUGUUAUUACGAAGAAGAAUAAAUGAAAUAAUGUUUGAAUUAAAAUAUCAAAAAUAUGU